AAUUCACUCUCUUAGCAACAAAAAUUUGGUUCUCAAUUUUGGUUGUAUGUCAAGGAUUACCUGUAUUCUGUCGAAGGAUCCUUGCCAUACACAGAUACAAUGCAUAUAUAGGUAAAACAUACCACAGCUGUUUGAAGUCAAAAGAAAAAAAAGGACAGAAAGUUGCUUCAUCAGUAACAGUACUUUCGCUUGGAACGUAGUAAGGGAAAUACGAAAUCAAGCCACAGUUAUAAGGACUAACAUGAAGACCCUGUGGGAGGAAACACUAAAUGCCACCCUUCUAUUUAUAAAUGAGAAAAGCGGGUGUUGUUGGGAAAACUUCGACAAAAGCGAGUCUGAGAAGGUGCUACUAGACGCCUCCUGAUUUCUGGCUCCGGCAAGAAGACCUGAAAGAAGCGGCGCUCUGUCCUUUUCGGAGCCCACGUAGUUUUCCUCUCUUACUGCUUAAAAGCGCUGCAGCAGCGGCGUCCGCGGAGGUAGCGGCUCUUAGAAGGCCCCUGAGAGGGGAGGGAGCAGAAGCAACGACGCCGGGCGAAAGCGCUCGGCUUCCGGGCACCGUCGCCGAAGCUCGGCGCGGGUGGGUGUCCGCCUUCGUCAGUGCCACGGUGUCUCCUUGCGGCAGGCAGAGCUGGAAGCAGCCCCGUCUUGCUUCGGUAACCGAUCCGAUCCCCGCUGUCCGGUCAGCCGCAUGCAGCCCUCACCCUGGAGCGGAGGCGGCGGAUCGAAGAGCUCUCCAGAUCCUCCCGGCAGCGGCUGCUCCAGUCCAGGGACAAGAUGUUCUCCAAGUUCACCUCCAUCCUGCAGCACGCCGUGGAAGCGCUUGCACCUUCCCUUCCAUUGCAAGAGGACUUCGUUUAUCAUUGGAAGGCAAUUACCCAUUAUUACAUAGAAACAUCAGAUGACAAGGCUCCUGUGACUGAUACCAAUAUUCCAUCACAUCUGGAGCAGAUGUUGGACAUUUUGGUUCAAGAAGAAAAUGAAAGGGAAUCUGGAGAAACAGGUCCUUGUAUGGAAUAUCUGCUACAUCACAAAAUUUUGGAAACCUUAUACACUUUGGGAAAGGCUGAUUGUCCUCCAGGCAUGAAACAGCAGGUUUUAUCUUUUUAUACUAAACUUCUGGGAAGAAUACGGCAACCUCUUCUUCCACACAUAAAUGUACACAGACCUGUACAGAAAUUAAUAAGACUGUGUGGUGAAGUUCUUGCAACACCUACAGAAAAUGAAGAAAUCCAGUUUCUCUGCACAGUAUGUUCAAAGUUGAAACAAGAUCCAUACCUGGUUAAUUUUUUUCUUGAAGUGAUUCCAGGCCCUGUCCUACACAUUUCUUCGAGGCAGAACAAGCAGAAAGGAUUGGCUUCAAAAGAUGCAGUAAACUCAAUCACAGAGGACCUCGUAAAAAGGCAAGAUUCUGGAGUGACAGAUACAGGACAGUCAAUUCAAUCUGAAGAAACAUCAAAUAGGACAAAGCAAGCAGAGAGUGAGAAUGACCUUCAGCAGGCAGAUAAUUUCUCUGCAAAUCAGAUUGAAUUAAACAUCCCUUUAUCUCCAGAGGCUUUAGCUGUUCGCCCACAUGGGGAUUAUAAUUUGGUGAAUUCUCUGCUCAACCUUACCAAAAGCCCAGAUGGCCGAAUAGCAGUGAAAGCUUGUGAAGGCCUCAUGCUUCUAGUGAGUUUGCCUGAACCAGCAGCUGCCAAGUGCUUAACACAGAAUAUAUGUUUAUGUGAACUGCUGACAGAUAGGCUGGCGUCUCUUUACAAAGCCCUCCCCCAAUCCAUGGAUCCUUUAGAUAUCGAAACAGUCGAAGGCAUUAACUGGGGUUUGGACUCCUAUAACUACAAAGAAGACGCAUCUGCUUUCCCCGGCAAAAGAGCUCUGAUUUCAUUCCUAUCCUGGUUUGAUUACUGUGAUCAACUCAUUAAGGAAGCUCACAAGACAACUGCUCUUGCCAUGGCAAUCUCAGUGAGGGAACGUUUUUUCAUUGGUGUGAUGGAACCUCAACUAAUGCAAACUUCAGAGAUUGGAAUUCUUACUUCAACUGCCCUGUUGCAUCGUAUCGUUCGUCAAGUUUCAUCAGAUGCCUUAGUUCAUGAAAUGGUUUACUUCAUCCUUGGAGAGCAGCGGGAGCCAGAAAAACUAAUGGAUGUCAACAGGCAUCCAUUGCGACAUCGCUUAAUUGAGCACUGUGAUCACAUUUCAGAUGAGAUCAGCAUAAUGACCCUCAGAAUGUUUGAACAUCUUUUGCAAAAGCCUGAUGAACACAUUCUUUAUAACCUGGUUCUUAGAAAUUUAGAAGAGAGAAACUAUACAGAAUAUAAACCACCCUGCCAAGAAGAUAAAGACCUGGUAGAAAAUGGGCAGAUACCAGGAGCAGUAGACCUGGAAGAAGAUCCUUUGUUUACAGAUCUUUCUCCUGAUACUAUAUUAUCAAAUCAAGAAUGGAUUAGCACUUCACCACCUACAACUCCCGAUCAUCCAAAAACUGAUGGGAAGACUGAAGUUCAUAAAAUUGUAAAUAGUUUUCUCUGUCUUGUACCGGAUGAAGCCAAAUCUUCCUACCAUGUGGAAGGAACAGGUUAUGAUACCUACCUCAGAGAUGCCCAUCGACAGUUUCGGGAUUAUUGUUCCAUAUGCUUACGAUGGGAAUGGCCAGGAUCUCCUAAAUCUCUGGAAAAGUGCAAUUUAGAAGCUGCAUUCUUUGAGGGACAUUUCUUGAAAGUUCUCUUUGAUAGAAUGGGCAAAAUUCUGGAUCAGCCAUAUGAUGUCAAUCUACAAGUCACAUCUGUAUUGUCCAAGCUUUCUUUGUUUCCACAUCCACAUAUUCAUGAAUACCUUUUGGAUCCCUAUGUAAAUCUGGCUUCUGGCUGCCGUUCUCUUUUUUCAGUAAUUGUUAGGGUUGUUGGAGAUCUCAUGGUACGUAUUCAGCGCAUACCUGAUUUCACACCUAAACUUCUAUUGGUCAGGAAACGUCUUCUUGGGUUAGAACCUGAAGGGCCUAUUGUUGACCACAUGACAUUACUUGAAGGUGUGAUAGUAUUAGAAGAAUUUUGUAAAGAACUGGCUGCAAUUGCGUUUGUGAAAUACCACUCUUCAUCAGCACCAUGAGCAGCAAUCACAAACUUCACGGUUAUGUAGUGUUUCGGUGAGAAAUGGCUAAUAAAUUUUCCCAGGCAAGAAAGCAAAAAAGCAAAACAUUGGCAUAUAUUUGGAAAGUUUACAUGGGACACAUUCAAAUUGCAGAAGUGCUUUCAUUCAUUGGUAGUGGCAACUUGGAAAUGCAAAACAGACAUCGUAUCAUCAAUUCAACCGAAGGGACUCUAGCUAAAAAAGUUCAGCUUCAGAAGUUAUAUAGAUUGAACUUUAAUUAAAAUAUUUUCUUUUAAUAAUUUACUGAGAAGUAGGAAUUUUUAAAUAUAUAAAUAUAUACACAUAUUAGGCUUCAUAGGCUUUAAAUAAUAGUUUUUGUGUCAUAGCUAAGGUGUGUUUUAUCCCUUUAUAUAAAAACCAGUAAGUGAUUAAAGUGUUUUAAAAUAUUUCAGGCAAUUGGAGAAAAAAAAAAACGUAAGAAGUUUCAGACUUUAUAAACGUGACCUUUUUUCCCUGUUAUCUUUCACAUUCAUUCAAUACUUUCUCCUUAUUGAUGCCAAGUUUAGUACAGGUUUUAUUUGAAUACUUAUUCAUUAUCUCUUGUUAUGCUACAUACUAUUUUUAUAUGAUUGUUUGACUGAGAGAUAUUUUGUGCCUAUUUAUUGUUGAAAAUUCACAGGUUUUGUGCUGUUAAAUUACUUUAUUAUCCAGCUAAUUUGAAAGGCUUAUCAUCUACCACAAGGGAUAAUUGAUAAGUUAUUUUACUCGAGUCCUUGCAGGCUGUUACAAAUGAAUUGACUUCUGGGUGUGAUGUUAAUGUUUGCAGAAAUUCAUUGCAAGUCAGAGAGAGUAAAGAGCUCUUUAUUUUGGCACGCCAAAUAAUCUAGAGUAGAUGGGACACCCAAGUGGUCCUAUUAUUCAUCUCUUCUGAUCUUCCAUGGAUUGAAAAAUCAGAAUAAGACCUUUAUAAUAUUUUAUUGGUUUUUAUCUUCAUGUAAAAGAGUUGGGAUUGAUAGACUCAUUACAUGGUCCCUUUAUAUCACUUUUCCUUUAUUUGUUACACCAUUAUUACAACAAAGUCAAAUUUAAUCCAAAAUUUUCUUUUUUAAGUCUUCAGCAUUUAAUGUAAUUUUAAAGUUCUUCCUUCAUAAUAAUUUCCUUACAUGUUUGCUAAUUAUUUCAGAUAUUGUUUGGAUUGAUAUAAAUUUGGGGUGGGGGAGGAGGGAAUAGAACUAUGAUUUGUAUUUUAAGAAAGAAAACCAAUACCUGCCAGGGUAUAGGUUGCAGAAAUUUGCCAGGGACUAACACUGAUAGAGAACAGUGUAACUUCAUACUUAAAUAACUUAAAUAUAGACAUUUACACUGUGAUAAUUAAAAUUAUGUUAAAAUUUGUCUAAUAGGGCUUCCUCUUCACAUUCAGAGAGGUAUGUUUUUCUUCAUGAAUUUGGCUGUUGAAUUUGGCUAGAAAAAGAUAGACUCAGGAAAUAAUUUUAUGGAAAUAGAUCUAUCUAUGAAGCAUUUAAAACUUAUACAGGUAUAAGUAAUUUAGUCAGAUUGUUAUUAUAAGUCUUUUAAAUAUACUGGAACUUGAGUAAAUGCAUGCAAAUUAGCCCCACUCUUAAAUUUUGGGUAAUGUUCUUCAGUCUUAGGGACAUACUGCCGUUUGAAUGCUUUAGCCGUUUUGUGCAUUGUUGGCAUUGUACUUUUUAGCUGAAAAGUAUAGUCCAUGUUGUCCAAAUAAAUCAUUCUGGAGUACACAGAAAUCAAAGUGCCCCAGAGUAAGAAGAAAGAAAGUCUUGUCUCCUAUUAGAAAGGUUAUAGAAAAUAUCUAAUAUUAAAAUUCAUGUCUUCUAAAGCAUUACAAUUAAUGCCUGAAUUGUGCCUGAAUUAAGGAAAUCCAUUAAGUAUAAAUGUGUUCAUUUUGCCAGUAAAUUCCUGAAAUAUUAAAGAACCAAGAUUUUCAUGUACUCUCCUACUGUUAAGGAUUUCUUUGCCACAAUAUGCAUUUCAAAGCUAAAGAAAGCUCUCUGCAUUCUCUAUUUAGUGAGUUGUUUUUAUGUAUCCUUAAAUUUUUAGAAAAACAUUUUAUUUUUAUAAAACCAGAUUGAAUUUUCCUUCCAAAAUUGAGCUCUUUUAAUCUUUUAAAUGUUUUGAUUUCCAUGCACUUUUUUUUUUUUAAAAAAAGGCUAAUUAUUUUCUUCCUUGAAUUGUUUGAAUUAUGUUUAUCAUAACAACCCUCAGCCUGAAGAGAGCGUGUUUGUUGUGUGUUUCCAUACACUUGUAUAUGGCUAUUUAUUAUUCCUACAGAUAAAUAUACAAUAUGUUCUACAGUUUUACCACUAGGGUUAAAGAGGUUAGAGGUAUCUAUUUGGUACUUAUUGCCAUUACAGAUAAAACAUUGUUUAUAUACGUGAAUGGAUGAAGAAAUCUGGAAUUGUAUGAUUCAAAAUUUAAUUUUUAUCCUAGAUGCACAGUUAUGUAAAUAAAUGAAACUUUCAUUUUUCUGUUAUUAAUUGUAUCAAUGUUAGUUUAGUUUCUGAUGUUGGAUAUGUAAUAACAUGAGAGAAUGAGUGUGAUAGCUGUUUCUUUUAAGCUAUUAUUAUAGGUAUAUUGGUGUAGUAGAUCAUAUCUUUUCUUUGUAGCAUUCUUAUACUAUGUUCGUUGGUGCAAUUUCAGAAUUGUGAUGCAAGAUACAACUUCAGGCUGGUUGUACAUUACCUGUUUACAUAUGUAUAUUUGUAUAUUAAUAGACGCCUAAACCCUAGUAUUUGCUUACAGUAUUACGAAGACGAAGAUCCCAAUAUUGUACAAUCAUCAUGGUAUUUCUUUAAAAAUGAAUGGAAGCUUUCAUUCAGGAGUUGCUGAAUCUCUUUUAAGUCAUAAACUAACAUCCUCAUGUAACUUAUUUGACACAAACAAUGCAAAUACUAUAUUUUCAUUGAUCUCUCAGUAUGAAAAGAGAUUUGAAUUACUAUUAGCAGCAUAGCUAUGAUUAAAAAACCAUAUGCCAUGUUGCUUACUGCUAUGAAAACUUCUAUUUAUCCACCCAUGAGUUGAGUUCAACCACCCUCCUCUUUACAUCAAAUGUAAAGUGUUCAUCAAGCCCUUCCUACUGGACUGUCUAGUCUGAUGAUACUGUUUUCCAAAGUUUAAUAGAUUCCCGAGGAACUGUUGGAAUUACCACGUUAUAGAACAAUUAUAACUAAUGUCAGACGAUUUAGUUGAAAGAUUUUUAUGUUUGAAAAUGUGCAUGAAGGAUUCAAAAGGGAUAUUCAUAAAAAUAAAAAAAGUAAUUUAAA
Thamnophis elegans (Western terrestrial garter snake) is the source of this 6383-nucleotide messenger RNA. RefSeq names its product family with sequence similarity 160 member B1 (gene FHIP2A). The coding region runs from base 775 to 3102 and encodes 775 amino acids. The transcript has 18 exons. NCBI's taxonomy places the organism in Eukaryota, Metazoa, Chordata, Lepidosauria, Squamata, Natricidae. The record is from RefSeq and is a predicted model, not a curated record.